Messenger RNA from Drosophila simulans, 3043 nucleotides. It is a transcript of the gene Lis-1, whose product is annotated as lissencephaly-1 homolog. Gene Ontology annotation, biological process: vesicle transport along microtubule; brain morphogenesis; establishment of mitotic spindle orientation. The record is from RefSeq and is a predicted model, not a curated record. Gene Ontology annotation, cellular component: microtubule associated complex; kinetochore; cytoplasmic microtubule. The coding region runs from base 377 to 1612 and encodes 411 amino acids. The transcript has 8 exons. Gene Ontology annotation, molecular function: microtubule plus-end binding; dynein complex binding. NCBI's taxonomy places the organism in Eukaryota, Metazoa, Arthropoda, Insecta, Diptera, Drosophilidae.
GACUUCGUUCGGUGCUCCGGCGGUUUAAGGGACCCCCCACUAUCUUAACCCCACUUUGCUGCCCACGCUCCACUUCCAUUAAUACUCAUGACGUUCGCAACGCUUUUCAUCGAUUUUCCUGGGAUAUAUUUAGAUGCGCAGUUAGCGAGCAGCCAAACAUCCACCCACAAUAUUCAAAUGAUGAGCGCCAAGUGCUCGAAUACAGCUGAUAAGCCCUAUAGGAGUAGUUCAAGUCGCGUCCAGUCGCAUGACUCACGGCUAUAUUGAGUGGCGGUUCCGAAUCGGAUUCGACUGCGAACCCGUUUGAAUUGCACGAGUUGAAGGCGGAUAAUCGAAUCGAACGAGAGAAGCAAAACAAGCCAAAUCGGAAAACAGUAUGAAAAUGGUGUUGUCGCAGCGGCAGCGCGAGGAGCUUAACCAAGCGAUUGCCGAUUAUCUGGGCUCAAAUGGCUACGCCGACUCAUUGGAGACCUUCCGCAAGGAGGCCGAUCUCAGCACAGAAGUGGAAAAGAAGUUUGGCGGACUGCUGGAGAAGAAAUGGACGUCCGUCAUUCGGCUGCAGAAGAAAGUGAUGGAAUUAGAGGCUAAGCUCACUGAAGCUGAGAAGGAGGUCAUCGAGGGCGCGCCCACAAAGAACAAACGGACGCCUGGCGAGUGGAUACCUCGGCCGCCAGAGAAGUUCUCCCUAACCGGUCAUCGUGCCAGCAUAACGAGGGUAAUUUUUCACCCCAUCUUUGCUCUAAUGGUUUCCGCAUCCGAAGACGCCACCAUUAGGAUUUGGGACUUCGAAACAGGCGAGUACGAGCGCAGCCUAAAGGGACACACGGACUCGGUGCAGGAUGUGGCAUUCGAUGCCCAGGGCAAGCUUUUGGCCUCCUGCAGCGCGGACUUGUCCAUCAAAUUGUGGGAUUUCCAGCAGAGUUAUGAGUGUAUCAAAACCAUGCAUGGUCACGAUCACAAUGUCUCGUCGGUGGCCUUCGUGCCGGCCGGAGAUUAUGUACUCUCUGCAUCACGGGACCGCACUAUUAAAAUGUGGGAGGUGGCCACAGGCUACUGUGUGAAAACCUACACAGGCCAUCGAGAGUGGGUGCGAAUGGUGCGAGUGCACAUCGAAGGCAGCAUCUUUGCCACAUGCUCAAAUGAUCAGACAAUACGUGUUUGGUUGACGAAUUCAAAAGACUGCAAGGUUGAAUUACGCGAUCAUGAGCAUACUGUGGAGUGCAUUGCCUGGGCGCCGGAAGCCGCAGCCUCUGCGAUAAACGAGGCAGCCGGAGCAGACAACAAGAAGGGCCAUCACCAGGGCCCGUUCCUGGCCUCCGGCUCUCGCGACAAAACCAUUCGCAUUUGGGACGUGAGCGUCGGCCUGUGCCUGCUUACCCUGAGUGGCCAUGACAACUGGGUGCGUGGUCUGGCAUUCCAUCCUGGUGGCAAAUACUUGGUGUCGGCCAGCGAUGACAAGACCAUUCGGGUCUGGGACUUGCGCAACAAGCGAUGCAUGAAGACGCUAUACGCGCAUCAGCAUUUCUGCACCUCCAUAGAUUUUCACAAAGCGCAUCCGUACGUAAUUAGCGGUAGCGUAGAUCAAACAGUUAAGGUCUGGGAAUGUCGUUAAAUUAAGGAAGACUCGGCAAGGGUUCUGCUUACUUCUCAAUUUAAACAUAAAUAAAGCUAAUAUAUUAAAUCACAUACCCACACACACACACGAGCAGUCUCGGCCACCUCCGCGGAAGUUUAUUUUCCAGACGCUUUCUGUGUCAGCGUGAAAUGAACAUAUUGUAUUUUAAAACUGAAUGAAACUGGCGAAAACGAAUUAUUUAUUUAAUUGUACGACCUUCUAACUAAACUAACUACCUACCUACUAUACAAAGUACAUAAACAUAAUGCCCAAAAAAUACCUACAUACGAUUAUCGUUUAAAGUUAAAGGCGUCCCCUCCAUUAUAAACCAGCACUGGCUCGCUAAACAAACAGGCAUCCUAACUUGAAUUUGUCGUAGAAUUCGAUGAGAAUGAAACGUAUUUACAAUGGUAAAAUGUAUUUCAUUCGACGGCUAGUACCAUGUGUACCAUGUGGCGCAGAAAUGUUUUUCCAUCCACAAAUGUACCCGAGCACUCGCACUCACUUGAAAAAAAUUCAAUGACGUUGAUGUGUUUUAGUGUUUGCAAUGUAUGCAUAAUAAUAGCUAAAUUCGCUGAAAAAAAUAUAUAAGCAAGAAAGUAUUUGAACAUCUAAGAAAACUUGUACUCACAAAAAGAAGUUUGUUAAUGAGAAUUACUUGGAGGAGUGCAACAUGCUUUUUAUCAUAAUUGAGGUAGUUUUUACGAUAACAGUUUGCUUCUUUUAACCGUAUUCACUUUACACAAUUCCUGUUUUGUGUUCUUUUUCGCGAAAGGAUCUUCAACAAAAACAAAUACCUUUCAAAAUGCUUACAAAUUUAAGUUGGCUUUAAGUUCAAAAUAUAAUUUACUUUUACGGUUUACAUAGUAGAAAAAUGCUGCAAAUUUAUUUGUAAUUGUUUAUUUAAGAGCAACGGCAAAAAAUAUACCUAUAUAUAAAUAUACUAUAAAUAAUUAUUUGUGGAAAACCGAGAAAUCAUAUAGAUGUAUCUGAGAAAACAAAAACGAAACGCAGAAAAAUCCAUCAAUUAGAAGAAACGAUUUUUCGGAUUCAAAGAAAUCUAAUUAUUGAAAACAAUAAAAACUUGCUUCUUCAAGAAACCAGAAAAAAAAUAUGUUUAUACCCAGAACUUAAAACGGUGGAUUCCUGUCAAGGGUAUAAUUAAUGUAUUGACUUUGUAUUGCCUUCGAUGUCAAAUUUUGAAAGCAUUUAUUAUACUCGAAAAUGCAACAUUUGAUGCACCUUAUAAAUGUAAGACAGCAAAAAACAAAAUGCGCACUAAGCCACGACAACUCAAUGCAUAAUUCGCAAAACGCUUUCUUCUCAACCAAACUGCUUUAGAAAGAUGGCCUCAGAUGAAAACCCCUAGAUACUGGCGAUGUAUAGAAAUCGCUUAAUAUAUAUAUUACAAAAGUACUAUAAAUAAAA